GCGCCUUGAGUGUGCAGCAAUCACGUGCUGUAAAAGAUGGCGGCCUCCGGAGCGGUGGAGGAAAUGCGGAGCCGCGUGGUACUCGGGGAAUUCGGGGUCCGAAAUGUUCAUACCACGGACUUCCCGGGAAAUUAUUGCGGCUUCGAUGAUGCAUGGGACCAGAGCCGCUUCGAAAAGGAAUUCCGCGUGGAUGUGGUGCACAUGGACGAAAGUUCACUGGAAUUUGAUAUGGUUGGAAUUGAUGCUGCCAUUGCCAAUGCUUUUCGGAGAAUCUUAUUAGCUGAGGUUCCAACCAUGGCUGUGGAAAAAGUCUUUGUGUACAACAAUACAUCCAUUGUGCAGGAUGAGAUACUGGCCCAUCGUUUGGGUCUCAUUCCCAUUCGUGCUGAUCCCCGGCUUUUUGAAUAUCGGAACCAAGGUGAUGAAGAUGGUACUGAGAUAGACACGUUGCAAUUUCAGCUGAAAGUCAAGUGUACCCGUAAUCCUCAAGCUGCCAAAGACUCCUCUGAUCCUAAUGAACUUUAUCUCAAUCACAAAGUAUACACAAAACACAUGACAUGGAUACCCUUGGGGAACCAAGCAGAUGUUUUUCCCGAAGGCACCAUUCGUCCUGUACAUGAUGACAUCCUUAUUGCUCAGCUACGUCCUGGCCAAGAGCUAGACCUACUUAUGCAUUGUGUCAAAGGCAUCGGCAAAGACCAUGCAAAAUUUUCUCCUGUAGCCACUGCUAGUUACAGAUUGUUGCCAGAUAUCACUCUACUACAGCCCGUAGAGGGAGAAGCAGCUGAGGAGCUGAGUCGAUGCUUUUCUCCUGGUGUCAUUCAGGUGCAAGAUAUUAAAGGAAAGAAAGUAGCCACAGUUGCCAACCCCCGUCUGGAUACCUUUAGCAGAGAGAUUUUUCGGCACGAAAACCUUAAGAAGUUGGUGCGGUUGGCCCGAGUCCGGGAUCAUUACAUAUUCUCAGUGGAAUCAACAGGUGUCUUGCCCCCUGAAGUCCUGGUGAGUGAAGCUAUCAAAGUUUUAAUGGGGAAAUGUCGACGUUUCCUGGAUGAACUGGAUUCAGUUCAGAUGGACUGAAUUAUCUUGCGGAGACUUAGUGGCAGACAACAACUGGAUGGCAAGAUGGUUUGCUUGAUGGAGAUGCUUCACUUUUCAAAUAAAUCCUGGGAAUUGAUUCCCUAAUAGUCUGGAUAUCUAAAAGACUCUUAAGAGAAUAUCAUUGGAAAUGGGACUGCAAUCACUGAUUAGACCUCAAUUCAAAAGCGUUCUUGAUUACUUUUUCAAAGUGUCAACUUUGCAGUGAAAAGAUCUGGCAUACAGAUUAUGCUCCCCAAGUCAAUGGGGAAAAGACAGAAAUUGGUAAGCUCAAUUAGAAGAACAACAUAAAAACAAUAACUUUGAAGUGCCAUGGAAGUAGUAUGUACUAUGAGAAAGGCAGCUUGUAUAUUAAACUUGUAUAUCAAACUCA
This is a messenger RNA of Antechinus flavipes (yellow-footed antechinus), 1468 nucleotides long. It is a transcript of the gene POLR1C, whose product is annotated as RNA polymerase I and III subunit C. The transcript is spliced from 9 exons. NCBI's taxonomy places the organism in Eukaryota, Metazoa, Chordata, Mammalia, Dasyuromorphia, Dasyuridae. Gene Ontology annotation, molecular function: protein dimerization activity; DNA binding. The record is from RefSeq and is a predicted model, not a curated record. Gene Ontology annotation, cellular component: RNA polymerase III complex; RNA polymerase I complex. Gene Ontology annotation, biological process: DNA-templated transcription. Bases 37 to 1077 code for a protein of 346 amino acids.